This is a messenger RNA of Episyrphus balteatus (marmalade hoverfly), 495 nucleotides long. Its product is annotated as cuticle protein 6-like. The transcript has 2 exons. The coding region runs from base 1 to 495 and encodes 164 amino acids. Gene Ontology annotation, cellular component: chitin-based extracellular matrix. NCBI's taxonomy places the organism in Eukaryota, Metazoa, Arthropoda, Insecta, Diptera, Syrphidae. Gene Ontology annotation, molecular function: structural constituent of chitin-based larval cuticle. The record is from RefSeq and is a predicted model, not a curated record.
AUGAAAGUAUUUGUUGUAUUUUCUGCUCUGCUAGCAGUUGCGUCAGCCAGUUCCUUGUAUUUGGCUCGACUUGCACCAGCAAUUUCAAGUCAAUAUCAUUCUCAAGAUGGAAUUGGUCAAUAUGCAUAUGGUUACAAUGACCAUCUUUCAUCUAAGCAGGAAGUUAAAUCGUUGGAUGGAAGUACCAGAGGAGCCUAUAGUUACAUCGAUUCAAACAACGUUCUUCAAACUGUUAACUAUGUAGCUGACGCGGGUGGUUUCCGAGUUUCAGCAACUAAUUUGCCAAAACCUGUUGAAGUUCCAGCUCAAGAAUUACCACAACAAAUUCCUGAUACAUUAGAAGUUGCUGUUGCAAAGUCGGCUCAUUUGGCUGCUGUUGAAGAAGCCAAACAGCGAUUAGGUGUGCAACAAAGAGUUUCAAUUUUCACUGGUGACUUACCACAACAAGUUCAAGAUACUCCCGAGCUAAGAAUCAAAUUGGUUACCAGGUCCUAG